UUCCUAAUAAAGUGGCCGGUGAGGGUGCAUGUUCUCAGACACAACCGCUGUGCUCUUCAUUCCAGUCCAGUUGGUGGCAGCAAAGCACCAAACACUAAUACCACCACCAUUAAAACUAAAAGAAGAAGAGUUACUACGCUGCAUGGAAAAAAAAACAAAAAAAACAUGGCGGCUUACAGGAGAUCGCCCUUGCAGUUCUUUCUAUCAACUCAGACAUCACGUGUGAUCUGCAGCAGAAAUGUACAAGUCAAAAGUGCAGAAGUGAAGCCGUUAUAUCCGGCGAUUUUACCGUCUCGGACAGCGAAGAGUAAAUCUGCGAAGAGGAGAGUGUUACUGGAGUUCUUCGAGCGCCUGCGCACAGUCGAGCCCGAGGAAAAGAUCCGAGCCCUGACCCGCAUCCAGCGCAUGAAGUAUGUGCUUUACCCUCAGACCUUUGCUGUAGGAGCGGAUACAUGGUACCAGCAUUUCACCAAGACAGCAUUCCUCCCGGGUCUUCCUGAGAAGCUGAGCACUGCUGAGAUGGACGAGGCUGCAGUGUCUGAGCUGAGCUCCACAGUGUGUCAUGCUCUUCUCCAGGAGCACUGGUACAUGAAGAAAGGCAGGACAUUCAUUCAGAAAGAGCAGAAGCAGUUUGUUACACCCUUUUUGAUGAAUGCUGUGUCUGGGCUUAUUGCCUCAUUGGCCAGCAGAAAUCCUGUCCUCCAACUGUCUAGUCUAGAUCUGUCUCCUCAUGUCAACUUCUACUGGGUGAACGGAGAGAGGACUAUUCCACGAGGACACCGGCGUGGCAGAGUCGAGCCACAGAGGUUCCAGAUUGAUGACAGACCUCACAGCCAGAUACGGAUCAGGCAGCAGCUACCUGAGUUUGUGCCACUCGAGACAGAGGUGGCUGCUGAAGUGCCAGUAAUCCAGCUGGCUCCUGAUCGCAUGCCUUUGUUCCAAAGACAGUAUGACAAUAAUAUCUCUACAGGUGCUAAACUGCAAGAUCCAUGCUGCUAUGGUCACACACAGUUCCACAUGGUCCCUGAUAGGUUCCGCAGGGACAAACUAAUUAAUAAAAACCUCUCUGACCACAUUGAGGUGUUUUUGAGGGCCAACGCUAUUGCAAGCCUCUUUGCAUGGACAGGAGCACAGGCCAUGUAUCAAGGCUUCUGGAGUGAACAGGAUGUGAGCAGGCCAUUUGUGUCCCAGGCUGUGAUCACCGAUGGGCAGUACUUCUCUUUCUUCUGCUAUCAGCUCAACACACUGGCUCUGAGUUCGUUCUCUGUUCCCGAUAACCCACGUAAGAACCUGUGCUGGGGCACAGAGAGCCUGCGCCUCUACGACAGAGUCACAGAUGGAGAUGUGAUCGGCUGGGACAAUGACGUGUUUAAGCUCCUUGUCAAGUUUCUGCUGAACAAGCCAUAAAUUAAAUCAAGAGAGCUUGAGUGUGGAAAUCUGGUGGAAUUUUCCUAAUAGAAAAUAAAUAAAAUAUAAUAUAUGCCA
Molecule: messenger RNA, 1485 nt
Organism: Pangasianodon hypophthalmus (striped catfish)
Lineage: Eukaryota; Metazoa; Chordata; Actinopteri; Siluriformes; Pangasiidae
Gene: mrps30
Product: mitochondrial ribosomal protein S30
Exons: 5
Biological process (GO): translation
Cellular component (GO): ribosome; mitochondrion; mitochondrial large ribosomal subunit
Molecular function (GO): structural constituent of ribosome
Source: RefSeq, a predicted model, not a curated record